CACCAUUCUACUAACCUUUCCGGAGAUUGAUCGGAGAAACAUGGCUCAAGCGAUGGCAUCUUCUGCUAUGUCUGGCCUACGACGUUCCUCUCACCUUCAAGGUAGCCUCCAACUCAGUGGUUCCACGCGCCUCAACCUCCCCGCCUUCUCCAGGUUGGGCUUGGGCCCGACCCGUCCCGCUGGGCUCACCCUCCGAGCCCAGCAAGUGAAGCCCGACAACGAGACCAGCCGCCGGGCGGUGCUCAGUCUCGUCGCUGCCGGCCUGGCUUCCGGCUCUUUCGUUCAAGCCGUCCUCGCCGACGCCAAGCCCAUCAAAGUCGGCCCUCCUCCCCCCUCCGGUGGAUUGCCUGGAACAUUGAACUCAGAUCAGCCAAGAGACCUUCAGCUACCUCUCAAGCAAAGGUUCUACCUCCAACCUUUAUCGCCGAGCGAGGCGGCACAGAGGGCGAAGGAAUCAGCGAAGGAUAUCAUAAACGUGAAAGAGCUGAUCGACAAGAAGGCUUGGCCUUACGUUCAGAAUGAUUUGCGUCUGAAAGCAGAGUAUCUUCGUUAUGAUCUGAACACCGUCAUAUCUGCUAAGCCUAAGGACCAAAAGAAAUCCCUCAAGGAACUCACUUCCAAACUCUUCCAGGAUAUCAGCAAUUUGGAUUAUGCUGCAAAAAUUAAGAGCACACCACAGGCGGAGAAGUAUUAUGCGGAGACAGUAGCUACUCUGAAUGAUGUUAUUUCGAAGCUGGGUUAAGGAAAUUGAAUGUUGUUAAUUUGCCUUCUCUUUUGUAAUCUUUGUUUAUCAAUUUAUGUAACACGUUAAUUGUUUUGGAUGAUCUUUGAUUGAAGGGAAUCAAACGAGGCGAAAUUUGUUGGCA
Prosopis cineraria is the source of this 866-nucleotide messenger RNA. Its product is annotated as oxygen-evolving enhancer protein 3-2, chloroplastic-like. Gene Ontology annotation, molecular function: calcium ion binding. Gene Ontology annotation, cellular component: photosystem II; chloroplast; photosystem II oxygen evolving complex. Gene Ontology annotation, biological process: photosynthetic electron transport chain; photosynthesis. NCBI's taxonomy places the organism in Eukaryota, Viridiplantae, Streptophyta, Magnoliopsida, Fabales, Fabaceae. The record is from RefSeq and is a predicted model, not a curated record.